CCAGCCAGUCAGCCAGACGCUGCUGUUGUCCAACGACGACGAGCAAGUGACAGAGGAACAAGAGGGUAGUGUUGUUGCAGAGCGAGCCAGAGCGACAGUCAGAGCGAGUCGCGCGCACAGAGACACGAGAGAGACAGAAAAGAGAGAAAGACGAUGGAUGAGUGGAUUGGAAAGCUUGUGUCGGUGACGACACAGGCGCAGAUCCGAUACACGGGCAUCAUCAAGGACAUGAGCCAGGAGCGCGGCACGCUCACCCUGUACAACGUGCGAAGCAUGGGAACAGAGAACCGCCCAGUGCAGCAGUUUCGUCCACCAAACGCAACCGUGUUCAGCAGGGACAUUGAAUUCAAGGCGCAGAUGCUGGUGAACCUUGAGCUUGUCGAGAACAACCCCGAGCUUGAGCAUGCCAUCCCACCUGCUACGGCUGCACCUGCGUCGGUGCUGCCUCCGCAACAGCCCGCGCAGCCCGCACCCGCCGCCCCACAGCCAGUGCGGCAAGCCCAGCAGCCAGCACCAGCAGCAGCGCCGGCACAACAGCAGCCCGCCCCACAGGCGCAGGCGCAGGCGCCACAGCAGCAACCGAAACAGCAGCAGCAGCAGCAGCAGCAGCAGCAGCCACCAAAGCAGCAGCAACAGCCACAGCCACAGCAACCAAAGCGGCAGCACCAGCAAAGGCCCGUGGCAGCCAACAAAGUGCACGAGCCUAUGCCAGCAGCCGCAACAACCACCACCAGUGGAGCCGCCACAAGCAGCAAGGGCAGCGAGGAGGCGACAGAGAGCGCAGAUGGCGGUCGUGGGGAGAGGAGCCAUCAUCGCGGCGGUCACCGUGGUGGUCACCGUGGACGCCACCAGCACCACCACCAGCAGCAAAGGAGGAGGCCAGCAAAGGCCCCACAGGAGCCCGCAGACGUGAAUGUUGAGUUUGACUUUGAGGCGAGCAAGACCAAGUUUGAGGAGCUUCACCGAGAGCUCAAUGACCUCGCGCUCGACGAUGAUGGUGGCCCGGCCUACGACAAGGAUGACUUCUUCGACAGUCUGCAGCCAGACAGCCGCGACAGGCGGGAGCGGGAGAACAACUAUGCGCUUGACAUGGAGACGUUUGGGCAGGCCGCCGUCGCCCACAAGAGCCCCCAUGACCGCAGGCGUCGUGGCAGAGGCCGUGGCGGACCCCGCGGCGGCCACCGCCACUUCAACCCGCACUACCACCAGCGGUACCAGCAGCACCCUGCGUCGCUCGGCUAUGGCAGCGGGUCCUUUGGGCUCCCGCCGGGCCCCUUUGACCACGGCCCGUCCUCCUUUGGCAACACCUACGGAUAUGGCGGCGGUUACGGCGGCCAUCGCGGCGGGCGCGCGCCCCGUGGUCGCGGCGGCUUCAGGCGCUACGACAACAACCGGGACGGCCGUGGUGGUGGCCGUGGCGGUGGCCGUGGUCGUCGCACCAACGGCAGCGGCAACCCGCGCCGUGGCAGCAGGGACGCCGCGACGGCACAGCAAGGCGAGGAGUGAUUGUGCCGGUCAUGGCGAGACGAAGCAGUGAGAUGGUGGAGAGACAGCUGCAUCACUGGCGUGUGAUGAUGUGUGUGCGUGCGUGUGUGUUGGCGGUGGAAUGCGACCAUGUGCGUGAUGAUGUGUUGGUGUCGAGAAGUUCGCGUGUGCUUGUGAUGGUGGCGAGCCGUGGUGUUGCUGUGGCCCUGCGUGUGAUGAUGUUGUGGUGGCGGCGAUGCAGAGUACAACGAUUGCGGGCCAA
Salpingoeca rosetta is the source of this 1747-nucleotide messenger RNA. RefSeq lists its product as uncharacterized. The record is from RefSeq and is a predicted model, not a curated record. The coding region runs from base 154 to 1506 and encodes 450 amino acids. The transcript has 7 exons. Gene Ontology annotation, cellular component: P-body. Gene Ontology annotation, molecular function: mRNA binding. Gene Ontology annotation, biological process: P-body assembly; cytoplasmic stress granule assembly. NCBI's taxonomy places the organism in Eukaryota, Choanoflagellata, Craspedida, Salpingoecidae.